This is a messenger RNA of Folsomia candida, 2443 nucleotides long. RefSeq lists its product as uncharacterized. The record is from RefSeq and is a predicted model, not a curated record. Bases 279 to 1901 code for a protein of 540 amino acids. Lineage: Eukaryota; Metazoa; Arthropoda; Collembola; Entomobryomorpha; Isotomidae. The transcript has 7 exons.
UCAUUUCAAGUCACAAGUUUCCAUAUCCCCAAAAUUUUAGAAAACUUCCUCGCUGAAAUAAUAAUUUAAUCGUGUAUGUCAAUUACUACAACAUCAAAUAAGAGAGGAUUAAUAAUAAAGAACAUAAAUAUCUUAGUAAUUAGUAUUUUAAAUAUAUUUUACGUUAUAGCGUAAAAUCAACUUAAAUUAGAAGUACGCAGUCAUUAUCAACGAUUCCAAAAGCUGAGCAAGUAAAUUAUUCAGGAAGGAACGACAUAAAUACUCGCAAUCGCGACAACAUGCAGAAUUUUAGUGACAAAAAUUUACACAGCAUGAAGUUGCAGCCAACUUAUUCGCGACGAGGGGAGAGGAGAUCUCCAAAUUUUGACGUGAAAACAGUAUCUGUCUCCAUGUCGAGAGUUGUUCGAAAUCCGUUGAUUCUCGACGCCAUCUUCGCCAAUCUUGACCUCCCCGAUUUGAAGACGUGCCGUGUCGUUUGCGGUGAGUGGGCCGAUGUCGGGGUCACUUUACUAGGAAAAGGAGCUCUUCUCAACGUCAACAAGCUUUUUCCCUACAAGUCGUCCAAGGUGCCCCCCGUCAACGACAAACUGAUGCGACGUCUCCUCAUCUCCGGCAAAUUCGACGGGUUAAUUUCUUACAGCAAGAAGAAUAACUUUAUUACAAGAGGGCUCACAGAACUCCCAAAAGUGUCAGAAUUAACGCGGGAAAUACAAUUUGUCCCCGCCCAGAAAGAAUUUGUGCCCGUCUUCCUCCAAGGAAUAAGGGCGUUAGGGUCCACCAAAGUCGGACGGAUUGACAUUGUCAGCGCCUGGGAUAGCGGUAUGGACGACUACAUAAUUUUUGCCAAGUCGUAUAAAAAACUCCCCCCGCAAGUUAACCUGACCUCCUUGAGGUUCAAAAUUGUGUCAGACUAUGGAUUUGAUGGGGCCGACGCGACGUCGGAAUUUAAACCCCUAAUCAAAAUCUGGACCGAUGCUGCCCCCAAUUUGACCACGCUGGACGUCGCGGCGUCUCUCUAUCCGGAUUUGGAGGGGUGUGAAAGUCUUAAAGUGCUGAAAUUUGAGUGCAUCACGAGCGAUUUGGGUAGUCGUGAACUCAAUUUUGGUAGCUUGACAAGCAUGCUGGGACAGGUGAAGGAUUCCUUAAUCGAGCUAGAAUUAAAUGUGUGGGACUCCAUGCAGCAGAUCCAACCUGUUAAGGGGGGUCCUGUAAUGUCGAAACUUACCACUCUCUCAAUUCAUGCGAAAAAUGCGCACCAACCUCUCGAAAUUAUUGACUUUUUUGACGAAGACCAUCUCCCAAAAUUAAAAACCUUCCGAGUCCACAACAUAUGUCACGACUCGUCGUUUUUGCCAUAUUUAAACCUGUGGAGGCGACACAGGGGAGUUAAGUCUCUCGCAUUGACCAUGGAUUCCAUUGGUUUUGGGGCGGAUUACUGGAGAAAAACGGUGGAUUUAUUUCCUUCCGUUAAAGAAUUCAAUUUGAACAUGACGCCGGAAGACAUUGCUUCCCUUCCCGACCUCAGCUGGAUUACCGAACCGUUACAAACGUGGGAACUGGAACGGGUCAACGUUAGCGUGGUUGGGGUGAAAAAUUCCUUCGUGAUGACUGAUGUCCUGCAGGCUAUGUCCGUUUUGAGGGGAGCUAAAAGUAUCCGAUUCUGGAACACUGGCGUCCUGGAGAGUGAAUUUUCUCCCGACAUUCAAAAUCUCAUCUUGCACAGCAGAGGAUUUAAAAGCGUAGAAAUCUCUGGACGUGUGGAAUCUGAAAUUGUGGAAAGGAUUCGACCCAUCUUUGAGGCCAGUGGUGCCCCCAUUAAUUUUACGGGAGGGGUGAUUCAUAAAUUGUCUCGAAAUGUGUCGAAUAUGGGAUUUGCCCGAGAUCCUUCGCUCCGAAAAUAGAAGAUAAAAAAUUAAGAUACUUUCUCGGAUAAGAUAUAAGAGAUAAGACAUUUUGUUCAGGUACAUAAGAUACAAGACACUUUACUAAAAAUUAAGUACUCAAGAUACAGUAUACAUACAUAUCUUAAAAUACGUUUUAUUAGACAAGAUACUCCCUUUUUAGCGUAGUAUUCAUGCUCAAUAAAAAUGUUGAGGUGUGAAAUUCAUAUUUAAUAAUCUAAACGUAAAAAUCUAGUUAGUACAAAAUUUAAAUAAUUUAAAAUUUAAUUCCUUGUACUUGGAAGUAUAAAACCCGUAUGAAAAUUCUUAAUUCUUAGCGAAUUCAAAAACAUAUUUGUAUAGGAGGAUUUCUCUAAUUUAUUGAAAAUCUAAUUGUCGCGAACUUAUAAUUUCAAGAUUUUUUAUCGGUUUCUCAAUUCUAUUAAGAUAAAGUCAAAAAAAUUACAAAUGGAUUUUUAAUAUGUAUGCACUUAUCAAGCAAAUUAUUGUGAAUAAACAUUUUAAAUUUUAAAUUUUCGCUAAAAUAAAUAAUUCGUUCGAAA